AUGUUGAAUAAAAGGAAUAUAUUGAGUUUAGCAACUUUAAUAGUAGGAGCUUCAGCUAGUGGAAUAUUUAGACAAUUUGGGGAUAAACUAACUCAAAAAACAAAUCCAUGUCAUAUUACUUGUCCAAGAGAAUAUGCACCAGUAUGUGCUACAGAUGCAGAAACAUACGAAAAUUUAUGUUUGUUUGGAGUAGCUAGAUGUUUGAAUAAAGAUCUUCAAUUGGUAGCAAAUGUUACAUGUCCAGAUUUACUUAUACACUUAACAUAUUUAGCACAAAGCAGCAUGUUGGAAAGUUUUAAUGCAAUCAACUCAACAUAUCAAGCAGUUGGUAAUUUAACAAAAGGAACAACAGAUGUGAUUUCAUCUGCUUUAGGAUCUGUACCAUUAAUUACAUUACCAAACUUUAAUCUCCCAAUAUUUGGAAUACCUCCAAUUUCAUCACAAUUUGUUAAGACAAGUUCAACUUCUACAACCUCCACAACUACCAUUAAUACUAUAAGUACAACUGAUAGUGCAAUACAGUAG
Messenger RNA from Cryptosporidium ubiquitum, 525 nucleotides. RefSeq lists its product as uncharacterized. Bases 1 to 525 code for a protein of 174 amino acids. The record is from RefSeq and is a predicted model, not a curated record. The transcript is spliced from 2 exons. Lineage: Eukaryota; Apicomplexa; Conoidasida; Eucoccidiorida; Cryptosporidiidae. Gene Ontology annotation, molecular function: protein binding.